This is a messenger RNA of Paramecium octaurelia, 256 nucleotides long. The record is from the annotation of a GenBank genome assembly. Lineage: Eukaryota; Ciliophora; Oligohymenophorea; Peniculida; Parameciidae.
AUGGAGACAACUUAUAAAUGCUCAUUUUGUUUAAACCAUAUCUAAAUAAGUCAAUAAUCAUUUCAUAAAUAUUUAUGCUUAGAUCAUUAAAUCCAUCGUUUUGCCUCUAAGAUUAUUAGAUUGGAGAAACACAAUAAACUGUCCUCAGAUAAAUGGGAGUAUAUUAAUAAGUACAUAGAAUUGCUUUACAACCAUUACAGAGAAGAAGUAAUUCAAAAAAGCGUGUUUAUCUCAGAGGUAUAAAAAGAGGAAUGAA